CUCGCUCAUUGGGUAUGCUGGAAAUUGUCUAUUGUCCUACUGGUCAUUUGUUGAACUGCUAACGCGUGUAAAGGUUACUUCUGCUCCGCUGCCACCAAACCACGUUGUCCAAAGGCCGUCGAUCACGUUUCAUUAAGUAUUUUCGUCGUCGCGUCGUAGUUAUUUGUACGGCAAAAGGAAGGUUUCUUUUGAGCAGACGAUGCGUCCUCGUUCAUCGAGGAACUCCACGUCAUCUAACUUGACUCCGCUACUACCUAGUCAAUCACCGGUUUCGUUCAUCUUCGUGCGCUGCUCAGUGUGCCGGGCAUAUUUUACGGUAUUUAAUUUCUACGGAAUACUUGGGCUCAUUCUAGGCAGUGUUCAUUUACCGCGACGUGAGUGUCACCGUUGCCGUCGCUGACUCGUGCCCACGCACUUGUUGCUGCCCCUUUUGGGCACCCGUGUCGGCCAUUUUUGUGUACGGUGGGACUAUUAGACCCGACGACCGUGUAACGCCGUCGCCGUACCUUCAUAAUAUUAUAUAUACGGGGUGCUUGCCGAGCAAUAAAUACCGCAAAUCGUCGAGUGUCGACCUUAAUGCAGGAGAUAAUCAAAACCAAAUUUAUAACAUUGUGUAGACACGUCAAUUAUUUGCCGAAAUCUAUUUUAUUUUGUAUGUAAGUACCUAUUAAAUCGUCCUAAUUUUACAAUUUUAUUUUAAUCUAAUGUUAAUAAUGUCUCUUUUAGAACAUGGUAGGACAUCGCGUCAUCAUGCGUAUAUGUAUUGUUUGUAACACUCCUAUUCCCUCGAAUACUUCAAUGGAGCAGGUUAUCGCCGAAUGUAGAAGUGCCAACUGCAAUCAGCCAUGUGUUCAUAGAUGGUUAGAAAGUCAAAAUCAAAAUUUGUGCCAGGCCUGUAUAUCCGUAAUUGGCAGAAACAGAUUUGCACCAAAUUUUGGAUCUGCAAAUACUAUUGAUGACAACAGAAAUGAUGUGCCACCUGCUGAUAGAAGAACAGAAGCAUCUGGUGGUUUUACUGAUUUCAUAUGUACCUUGGGCUUGUAUUGGACUUAUAUUAUAAUAUUUAUUAUUAUCCUAGCGAUAUUAUGUGCCAUGGUCUUAAUCAGUAGCAAAUGGGGUAGACUCCGGGAACGGAAAAUUUUAUAAUUAUAAAGUACUUAAUUUCAUUUAGUUUUGAAUUUUCCAUUAAAAUUAUUAAAUAAAAUACCUCAUAUAGUAUAUUUUAAUCAUAAAUACAGUGUUUUUUGCUAUAGUUAAUACUUAAUAUAUUGCGUUAUGAAAUGCUAAUGCAUCAAUAAUAGUAAAAAAUACAUAUUACAUUAUGUAAUGACAAAAAAAAAAAAAUUCACC
This is a messenger RNA of Metopolophium dirhodum (rose-grain aphid), 1350 nucleotides long. Its product is annotated as E3 ubiquitin-protein ligase RNF185-like. NCBI's taxonomy places the organism in Eukaryota, Metazoa, Arthropoda, Insecta, Hemiptera, Aphididae. The record is from RefSeq and is a predicted model, not a curated record. The transcript has 4 exons. The coding region runs from base 730 to 1146 and encodes 138 amino acids.